AUUAGACGCUGUUGACGCGGGUGCUAUAGUCGGGGCCCUCGGCCUUCGACUGUAUACUUCACCUUGUUGGACUCCUCGACACGAGAACCGCCUGAAGGAGGCAAAUGUUGUACAUCAAUCCAGUCUUGUGUGUCUGACUAGGGGAAGUUAUCGCAAGGAACAUGACAACAACACUCAACGAACUGGAUGACGAUACUCUCAUCUGGAUCUUCUCCGCACUUUCAAUUCCAGAUAUUCAAGCCCUCAGACGGGUUUGCCGUCGACUAUGGUACAUAUCUAUCCAACAUGCCGUCUGGCUAAACGCAUGCAAGGCCCACAUCCUACAGGAAAAUAUACCGUUCCCAAGUCGUCCCCUGUGCUCCCUAUGUUCCAGAGAACUGGAACGACUUACAGUCCGUGCAUACCACCUAGGCCGGAAUUGGAGAGCUCCGAACACUCGGUUACGCCUCCUCCGAACUGUCCCCAGUAGCACCGGGGCUAUCGAGGAGAUAAAGUUCCUGGCGACUGGUGGCAAAACCUGGAUCAUCACAAUAUCCAGGGGAAUAUGGUCUGAUCUAUAUCUUUGGGACUGCGAUGCUAUGCAACUCGUCGGUCACUGGAGUCCAGGAAGAGCCUUGUUCGACGGAAUGGUCACUAAUUCAGAUCAAAGUUCGGCUGCGGUGAUUGCAAUAUGCGUCAAACACUCUAGUUACUCUGUUGUUGAAAUACUCUCCAUCAUUUCGGACGUCGAUCUAUGCCAAGUAUCUUUUUGCCCAAUUACUACCCUGCAGACUCGGUACAAGCCAGUUACUCUGCGGGGCGACAUUAUCGCACUUUCGGACCACGACUCCGAAACGUUGAUCAUGAAUUGGAAGACUGGUAAUCAAUACCUUCUGUGUAGCCCUGAUACUUGGCAGGAUAAGCCAUUACACGUGACAUUUGCAGGAGGACACGUUUUUGUAGUGCGAGCCCGGUCAGUUUGUAUUUUCGCGGAACCACCCUUUGCUCGGCCAGAUGACGAGACAGCCGUGAAUUUGCCGCAUAGCUACACCUCCUUUGGAUGGGUUGACGGAGUCUCGUUGUCUGUAGGCCCUGUGGUACGAUAUGCGGAGAAGGAUCCUCCGUUCCUGUCUUUACUGGUCCGCACGAAAGGGGAUGAUCCAUGGUCGUUGAAAGACCAAUUCCAGUUUUUCACGGUUGGCAGCAGUCUUCCCACCGAAAGCUCAAUUGGGUUGCCUGGAGAAACAUCCUUGACCGAUUCUCUCCCCCUGCCGAGAUUGGCGUUAUCCUCCAGCCUCACGUGCCCAAAUCGCGGACCACUUCGUUGUAGUGACAUGGUCCUCGGUCGUUACGGCUCAGCUGCAUGGGUGCUUCCCGCUGAUCGUUCCAUCGCUGGGCUCAUUUCAGAGCAUGUCCAUUUACAAACAGUUCCGGUCCCGACUUCCAACCAGACGCUCAUUAUUGCGGCUUUCCCUGGUCCUUUGAGCAGCGAAGCGCAGGUUAAAGCAUCAAUUGAAAAUGAGGAGGGCUCUUCCUGGUCUUGCCUAGACUAUGACGAGGAACACGGCCUCAUAGCACUUGGAUCAUCCACUGGGGAUAUAAAUAUAUUUAGCCUGUAGCGCACGAUCUCUCAACAAUGUAAGCAGUUUUUGGUUUCCUACACCCGGUCUAGGUGUAUGUAGUUACUAGCAGUAGUACUAGAUAUUGACUUCUGGCUCUUCUCAG
Pisolithus orientalis is the source of this 1704-nucleotide messenger RNA. RefSeq lists its product as uncharacterized. The coding region runs from base 162 to 1598 and encodes 478 amino acids. The transcript is spliced from 4 exons. The record is from RefSeq and is a predicted model, not a curated record. Gene Ontology annotation, molecular function: protein binding. NCBI's taxonomy places the organism in Eukaryota, Fungi, Basidiomycota, Agaricomycetes, Boletales, Pisolithaceae.